AUCACAUGACCAACUACUCGCAGCUCCAUUCAGCGAUAGAUACGUAAUUUACAGUCGUAUAUUGACCGAGGACGACUCAAUAGAUAAUCUUUUAUCUGACUAUUAAAUAAUGAGUGGUCGCAAACGCGUCCGUGCCACUGGUCACUUCGCGCGCGCCGUCUUAGCCAUACGCGCGCCAAAAACUUCACUUGAUGAUUACGUGAAUAGAUCAUCAAAAAAGACGGUUUUUGCACCUAGUUUAGUAAAAACUUCAUCUUUAUAUGUGACAUAGUUGUGACUAUUUAUAGUGUUAAUAAAAUCAACAGUUUUCUCAGUGUUAGUGUUUACUUCAGUGAAUGUAUAUCUGUGUGAAAUGCUGUUUUUAAGAAUAUCGGAUCUUGGCAAGCCCAUGAUCGACGGGGACGUUGCCAAAAUGUCAUGCGAGCAUGAGGUCACGUCGGGUGCGCGGAGCCCGCAUGGAAGCCGGGCGAGCUGGUGACCCCCUGCAGAGUUGCCGCACCCCGGCAUGGCCGCGCCCGUGUCGCCGCCGCCGCGCGGUGGGCCGCUGCAAGCGCCAGCCGGCCCGGCGCCGCCCCAACCCGGCCUAGAGCCCGGCGCCGCGCCCCAGCGCCUCGCGCCCAUCCCGGAGCAAGAACCGCUGCUCCGCGAUGCCAGUGUUCCGCGGAAACCGAACGCGAGGACGCUCCACGUCCAGUUCGACGCGCAGUCGCCGCCGGCGCCCGGCUCCGUCAGCAGUUCCAGCUCGUCCAGCUCCUCGGACGACGAGGAGCUCUCGUUGGCCGAGGCCCGCCCGCCCGACGGCGGCUGGGGCUGGGUUGUCGUGUUCGCGUCGUUUAUGGUGAACUUAAUCGCUGACGGCAUCACGUUCAGCUUCGGCGUAUUUUUCCCGUAUUUCUUAGAGUAUUUCGGGGAAGGUAAAGGAAAGACGGCAUGGAUAGCCGGCAUUUUCAUGGCGAUGCCGCUCCUGUCGGGGCCCAUCGCCAGCUUCCUGACGGACCGGUACGGCUGUCGGCUCAUGACUAUAUUCGGCUCAGUAUUAGCGGCCAUCGGGUUCGUGAUAUCGACGUUUGUAGAAAAUAUGGAAACGCUGUUCCUCACGUUUGGGAUCAUGGCCGGAUUUGGACUAAGCUUAUGCUACGUGGCGGCGGUAGUGAUUGUCGCCUACUAUUUUGAGAAGAAGCGAUCGCUCGCGACAGGCAUAUCGGUUUGUGGGAGCGGGAUCGGUACUUUCAUAUUCGCGCCGCUCACCAACGUGUUGCUAGACGAGUAUGGCUGGCGAGGGACGACGCUAAUCCUAGCCGGAUUUUUCCUAAACAUGGCCGUUUGUGGGCUAUUAUUUAGAGAUCUUCCAUGGACAACUACGAUGAAUGCUGAAAAAGCGAAAGAAAGGAAGCGAAAACGAGAAAGAAAGCGGAACAAACGUUUUGGGUCUUCGGCAGACAGUUUUUCAGACAGCAAAAGCAGCGCUGCCGGUUCCGCAAAGAUAACUGAAACAGUAGAUGUUGAAGCCGUGGCGUCUCCUAUCGUGCCACAGUUCAGUUCCUUAGUAGACUUGCCAACGUUCAUGACUGGAGGAGAGAGUGUUUCUUUAGAAGUGUUCGAGUUAAUGUCCAACAAAGGUCGCGCCUAUGCGAUUCUCGCCCAGAAUUAUCCGGGAGUGAUGCUUCCUUCGAGAAGCUUCAGCGACAGUGGGCGUUUGCAUGAGCAAUCUCCACCGAGGGCUUUAAUGUCUCCUGACACUUUAUCCCCUGGUGCUUUGUCACCUACAUCAGCGCCCAGGACUCAAGAAAACCGAGCAUUAAGCGACAAGACAGCUCUGUCUCUCUGGUUAAAGAGACAGGCCGCUACCGGGACAACAGGAGCUGUGAAGAGGCCGCCAGCAUUCUUGAAGGACUUGAGGGUGCAUCGGCAUUCGCUGACGUACAGAGGCGCCAUGUUGAAUAUCAACAGGUAUCGGCUCCGAGCGUCGUCGUGUCCCAAUAUCUUCAGGAAUUCUAUGACUACCAUUGCUAAAGAAAAGCUCCAAUGGUACGCCGGCCUCUGGGACUUCUGGGACCUCGCCGUGGACGUCCUCGACUUCUCCCACUUCAAGAACCCAGCAUUCCUAGUGUUCGCGUUCUCGAACUUUCUACUCUACAUGUGGUACGACGUCCCAUACGUGUACAUCGCUGACAGCGGCAUGAGCAUGGGCUUCGACAAGAACGAGGCAUCCAUGCUGAUCUCUAUUAUUGGGAUCCUGAACAUGUUUGGAGAGAUACUCCUGGGCUGGGUGGGCGACUGGGAGUGCGUAAAUCCGAGCCUCGUGUACGCGGCCUGCAUGUUACUAUGUGGUUUCGUCACCUGCCUCAUGCCGCUGCUGCCCACAUACUUAGGACUAGCGUCAGCAUCGGGCCUAUUCGGGGCGUUCAUCGCAGCCAACUAUUCCCUGACGUCCAUUAUCCUGGUGGAGCAGAUCACGCUGGAGAAGUUCACCAACGCGUACGGCCUGCUAUUGCUAAUGCAGGGCGUCGCCAACCUCAUCGGACCGCCCUUAGCAGGGUGGGUGUUCGAUAUGACCAACUCCUACGACCUGUCCUUCUACAUGGCCGGCGUGUUCAUCGCCAUAUCCGGAGUCGUCCUGCUCGUCCUGCCCGUCUACAACCGGGCCCGCAAGUAUAACGAGAUGCGGAAACCCCCCGCAGAACAAGCUAAACAACCCCCCACAGAACAAGCUAAACAAUCCCCCACAGAACAAGCCAAACAACCCCCUGAGGAGCCUGAAGUUAAUGGGGUUAUUAAACAGAAUGGGAAAUUAGGUGUCUAGAAGCGACUUCAAAUUUCUAAAUAAAUGGAGUCAAAUAUAAUGGAAAAAAUGGCGUCUAAAAAUGUCUCAAUUAAUGAAUCGAAACGAGCCAAUAUAUCUUUUUCUAACGCCAAAAUAAGAGCUUCGACCUGACCGGUGUUUAUCGGUAUCUCGAGUCACAAGUAUAACGAGAUGCGGAAACCUAAACAACCGCUGACCCUAAAGCCAAUGGGUUUUAAAAAAAUGGGAAAUUAGGCGUCUAAAAAUAUCUGUACGAUUGUAUUUGACAAGUUUUUACCAGCGCUUAUAUCUUGUAUCUAUAUCUUGGGAUUUAACGAAACCAACUACAGAUAAACCUAUACUAUCUAUCUUUCGCAUAAUAUUAUUUGGCAGAAAACCCUAACCUACUUAGAAAAUUCUACCAAAUGAAUAUUAUGCGAAAUUACUAUUAUGGCAAGUAUUUAUUUAUGCGAAAGUAUCUUUCGACUAAGAUUUUCUGCGAUACGUGUUAUACGAAGUGUAUUUCUGACAAAUAAUAUUCUGCCAGAGGGUAACCCGCCUUGAUCAUAUUACAAGCAAUAAUUGACCGAAAUAAAUAUAAGUAUUGAGAGAACAGUCGCCAUCACAUAUAUCGGAGCGGCGAUGGCGCUCACAAAUAUCUGAACACGCCUCUAUUGCUUCAAAGUGCGUGUUCAGAUACUUUUGAGCACCCCGGCCGCGCCGAUGGCGACUGAACGCGAAACUUAGAUAAUUUGUGUUGUAAACGAACAAUUACUACCUCGUCGGUGUCUUCAAUUGAUGUGAAUUAGAUAUUUAAAGUGUCA
Messenger RNA from Cydia strobilella, 3606 nucleotides. RefSeq lists its product as uncharacterized. The transcript has 6 exons. NCBI's taxonomy places the organism in Eukaryota, Metazoa, Arthropoda, Insecta, Lepidoptera, Tortricidae. The record is from RefSeq and is a predicted model, not a curated record. Gene Ontology annotation, molecular function: monocarboxylic acid transmembrane transporter activity. Bases 506 to 2803 code for a protein of 765 amino acids. Gene Ontology annotation, biological process: transmembrane transport. Gene Ontology annotation, cellular component: membrane.